GUCAAAAUUAUAUAAUUUUGUGUCCCUUUCUUUUCUUUCUAUCCAGAUGAACGAGGAUCAUGGAUGUCUCUACAACUUUGUGACAGUGUAAGUCAAGAUGACUUCGCCAGAGGUAGUCUUGAGACCCGAAUCCAAGCGCUCGCAUAUUAACGAUAGCCGGAGAAGCAGCAUCUUCACACUAGCCUUUGAAGAUGAAGACGGUUGCCUUCCGCAUAUCUUCGCCUGCCGUCAAAAUCUGGCAACGGAAAGGGGGAAACGACUGCAGACGGUUCGCAUCUGGAUUUUAUGCUCCGUUUCUCUGGUUGCCAUUUUGGUCGUGGCCAUUGUCGACGUCCAGCAUUACACCAAUGAAGAGUUCAAUAAUAGGCAAUCAAGGAAUGCAUUACGGCAGUGGGAGUGCCUCGAUCCAAUAUUGCACUACCUGAGCGUAGAGGGUGCCUUAGAUGCCCAGGUAAGGGUGAUUCUUGAAAACCUGAACAGAACUAGUACAUCGACGAAUUCUUCACCACUCACACUCUUGCUAUCUAAUGCUACAACAGAAAAUGACUCAUCAACCCCAGAACCUUUCACAACAACCAAUCCUACUACUCUAACUCCCCCUAUAGUGUCACCAGCCAUAACAGUAUUACUGAGCCAGUUGUAUAUAUUUCGUAAUCGUACAGACACCGCUCUUGCCGACUCGUGUGCAGAGGAUCUAUUUUCAGAAUCCGUAAGCAGUAACAAUACAAGUUCUUUCAAUACAGAGCAACUCAAGGACCGACUUGAGCAGCAUCGCUGUAUCACUUCGGACAAGAACAAAAGUAGCUACUUCUACAGGGACAUCCGCAGAGAAGUAUUAUCACUCGGUUCAACUCCUCACGUGACGUCAGGGUACCUUGCAGUCCAUUCUUCAAGGUCAUCUCUGGCAAGCGAGAUGGAACUCGUAACCCGAUGUCUUGGGCCUUCUGAUCACUUACCAAGUGACUUCAUGUAUACAGUGGAAACUCUUCAAGAAUCGGCGCAUACACUUUUACAAUUUGCUGUUGACACAGAUGCUUCUGUAUCAAAAAGGGUCCUUGAUGAAGUGCUGACCGCUAAGCUUUAUACUGAUAUUUUGUAUUUACGUAGAUUAGACGUUCUUUCGCUGUGCAAUACGACGGUCAUUCCAGACAACUUCAGUAUGGACCCUUACUUUGAUACUAUGACUCAAGUCCUAAAAACCCUAAAACGCGUGAACGACGACGUCCUGCAGGACUUGAUCCAAUCAACCGAAGAGAGACUAGACUCCACUCGAGCCCGUUUGGUCGUUGAGAUCGUGGCAACGUUGUGCGUUGUGCUAUUCUUUCCAUUGGUGCUGAACUCUGUAGGCAACAUGACCGGCUGGAUUCACGACUAUGCCCAUCGGCUGAAGGAAAGGACUGACGAGUUAAAGCAGGAGAAGAAGAUGACAGAGAGCCUGCUGUACCAGUUGCUACCUAGGAAAGUGGCCAAUCAGAUCAGGGCCAAACAGCAGGUCUGUGCGGAAAGUUUCGACGCCGUGACAAUCUUCUUCUCAGACAUAGUCGGUUUCACCAGGAUCUCGGCUCAUAUCAACCCCAUCGAGGUGGUCGGAAUGCUCAAUGACCUCUACUCUUGCUUCGACGGCCGAAUCGACGUCUAUGACGUCUACAAGGUCGAAACCAUCGGCGACGCUUACAUGGUGGCAAGUGGGUGUCCAGAGAGGAACGGUGAUAAGCAUGUCAAGGAGAUAGCUACGAUGUCCAUAGACCUCCGCAGUGCUGUCAAACAGGUUCAUGUCCCUCGCUCGCCAUCCAUCAAACUUCAGGUCCGGAUUGGUAUCCAUACGGGUCCCUGUGUUGCGGGGGUGGUAGGAAUAAAGAUGCCUCGUUAUUGCCUCUUUGGGGAUACCGUCAACACAGCAUCACGUAUGGAAUCCAAUGGAUUACCUAAUAAGAUCCAUUUGAGCGGGGAAUGCUACGAGGCUUUGUCAAAAGACACGACCUACAUCAUGGAGAAGAGAGGGGAAGUACAAAUCAAGGGCAAGGGAUUAAUGACUACCUACUGGCUUAUUGAGCGUGCAGACUUUAGCGAAGUGAACGACAGCGCCGUCUGCAACUGGAAACCUAAGAAAAGGAAGAAAGUGGCCUUAGACGCGGGCUCCCAGGAUUUCCUAUCCGUCUCCGAAAACUCGUCUGCAGCAAACAGCUCGAUCAGCUUGAAUUCGACCAUCAAAGCGGCUGGGGAUGCGACUGGUGACAUAACGACGAACGAGGUGAAGCGGUUGCCCAGAAUUCCAGGACAGGUUCCCGAUGGAGAUGGUGCGCAGAAUGAAGCGGAAGCGUGAUGCAUUGUGGGAUAUGGAGCAGGUGGGGAAUGAGAGGGGUAACCACCAAUGUAACACGAUGAAUCAAUGAACCAAACUGUCACAUUUUGUUUAAUCAAUAUUAUUAUUUUUAUAGUAGUCUCCCUCGGAUUACAACUAAAUGAAUUAUAAUCUCGUUCAUGAACUCAAGUGAUGCCGAUUCAUUUUGACUUCCAAAUAAUUUAUGUCAAACACACUUCAUUUAUUCAUCUACCUGUACGGCAAAUAUCAUAAAGUCCAAAAUAUUGAUGACUUAUUUAGGGUGUGUUGGAAGAAAAUAUUUGCUAUCCAUUGCACAUUUCUCUUGGAAUUUUACAACCGAUCGAUCAACUGUAACCAUAGCACAUCAUUUUCAUACUCCUUGUUGCAAGUAGCAGAGUAGCAAUCAGUUUCAUUGUGCAAUCAAUUACAAGACUUUACGAUCAAUUUUGAGAAACGAAAUUGACUUGCAAUUUAUCGCAAGUCUCUUAUCGACUUGUAACGAGAUUAUUUGAGCCGUAUAUUCGCCCUAACGAAGGCGUAAAAUAUUCGCACGUAAAUGCUACGGGCCUUAAUCACUACAUCAUCGCCCAAAUCGUCGAUUUCUUGAUUCACCUAGAACCGGGGAAUUUUUACGACUGUUGAUACAUCAGGCAGCAAUCACAUAUUGAUGGUUUGGAUUGCGGUUCACGGCGGUCCG
This is a messenger RNA of Lytechinus variegatus (green sea urchin), 3020 nucleotides long. RefSeq names its product adenylate cyclase, germination specific-like. The coding region runs from base 98 to 2323 and encodes 741 amino acids. The transcript is spliced from 5 exons. The record is from RefSeq and is a predicted model, not a curated record. Gene Ontology annotation, molecular function: peptide receptor activity; guanylate cyclase activity. Lineage: Eukaryota; Metazoa; Echinodermata; Echinoidea; Temnopleuroida; Toxopneustidae. Gene Ontology annotation, biological process: cGMP biosynthetic process; receptor guanylyl cyclase signaling pathway; intracellular signal transduction.